AUGUCAUUCAACUGCUUUUCACCGUCACUUCGAUAUAAGCGUUAUUUACAUAUCGAACAUUCCAUGACUCAUUUGUCCUCGCCGAAAACAAUUAGUCGUUUGCCUUGCCGAAAUAAAUCAUUAUUGACUGUAUUCGAUCAAUUAAUUGAUAAUCAUAAUCGCGCUUCGAUACUGGAUCGUCAGACUUACAGACUGAGCAUGAAAUCUGCUUUGAAUAUCGACACGCUGGCGGACACACAUCAUCGACAUCGACAGCAAGCAAUGCGUACGGAUUCCAAUGUCAACGUGUGCGUUCCGUUGUUGACAAAAGUAAUUACGCAACAAUCAACCGAUGUUAAUGAUAAUGAGGAUCUCAAGGGUAUCGAGGGCAAUGCAAUACGUUUCGAAACACUUCCUAAGUUAAAUAAAUAUGUUCGUGCAAAUGAAAUAUCUCUUCCUCCGUUAUCCCAAUCGCAUCUAUCCGCUCGCAAACGUCCGAUGAAACAAGUUCAAGUCCUGACUGAAUACCGAUUUGACUCUCCUAUUCUAGUACAUACAUCAUCUCAUACAAGAAAACAAAUCAAGGAUAUCGAUCAAUCUCGUCAACGAGUCAACUCACCUGAGCGACAACCAUCUUCCGAUAUACAUCAGCACGUAUCUCAUCCAAAAUCUUCAACACUUAUUGAUAAACAACUGUAUAUGUGUCAUAAAUUAAAUAUGAAUAAUACUGGCUACAAAGAUGGUGUGACAACAGUAUCGAAACAUUCUUCCAUCAAUUUCGUCUUUCCCUACAUGCGUCCAUGUCAUUACUUAAGAAGACAAUCACCGAAUAAUUUACCGCGAUUGAUCUCGGAGAGCAAGGUGAAUCGAACAAGUGCAGAUUCGUUCAAAUACGACGAAAAUGAAGAUUUAUGUUGA
Molecule: messenger RNA, 897 nt
Organism: Adineta ricciae
Lineage: Eukaryota; Metazoa; Rotifera; Eurotatoria; Adinetida; Adinetidae
Source: the annotation of a GenBank genome assembly